UGACGCUUGCGAAGUGAGUGUGAGCUUCAAAAAGUGGUAUUUUUAGGUGUUCCAACGCGGCAAACGAGGACCCAACGUAGUGAAAAGUUAAUUCCCGUCACGCGGUGCUAGCCAAACAAACGAAAAGUAGUGCAAAAUCAGCAAUGGAUAAUCGUGGCCGUGGAAAGAGACUGUCGACUGUAGUGACAGCUGCAGCGAGCAGUAGCAGCAGCACGACCAGCGCUAAAGAAACUAAACCAGUGUCUGCUAACAAUGUGGAGAAGAAGAAACCGGGGCGCAAAUCUCUGGCCGUCACGGCGGCCGCGCGGAAGCGGUCGCCUUCGCCGCCAAAGCGUAAACCAUCUCCCGCACGGAGAGCAUCGCCGGCACGGCGAGCUUCGCCGGCACGCAAGGCAUCUCCGGCACGGAAGGCUUCCCCGGCACGGAAAGCAUCGCCGGGCAGAAAACCGAAGGUCGUUACCGAUAACGCCUCUACGUCCACCGCAACGAAAGCAACUGAGCCGACGAAAGUAUCACCCGAAGAACCGAGACGUUCGCAGAGAAUCCGCGCUUCGGAGGAAAAGGUGGACGCGGUGCUGGUUUCGUUAAAAAAAUCCCCUGUCGACAAGCGCCUGUCGGUGAUUAUUGAUGAUGCGGAAGUGAGCGAUAUAAUGAGCGGUAGUAACUCCCUCAGCAAAAGUAUGACACCGAAUGUAAGUCGCCGUUCGCAUGGACUCACUCCGACCACUGGGACGGAACGUAGCAGGGCGACAGUGUCCCGUUCGAUGAGUGCCCUGCAGGAUUACUCGGAUCACGAGGAUGAUGCGGACUUUCAGAGUUUUCGCCGGGCGAAUGAUAACGGCACAGGAGACAAGGCACGCUUCACGUCCCGGCACAUGCAACAGCUCCAGGAGCAACAGGUUGAAUUUGGUGGUGCAUUAGGUGCCGCUGCUUUGUUGCUUGUCUUACCAUUGUUCAUGUUCGUCACGAAUCACUUCUGUUCCGGUGCACAUCGCGACUGUCGGUUUGUGGUGCCAAACAGUUGGACCGAGUUUAGUACGCUGUCAACGUACGUGAACAAGGAGAUCGCUGUGUUCUACGGGCUGUUUGUGUUCGGUGUUGCCUUACUGACGGGUUUACCGAUCGGCAAGCAGGUGACACUGACGAACGAAUCCUCCCAACAGAACACCCACAUCUUCAACGGAAUAUUGGUAGCGUUGGGAACAGCGCUGUCGGCUUUUGUGGCGGAGUACUGCUACAAGUAUCCGCUACUAUCCGUGCUCAGCCGUGGAUACAAUCAGCUGCUAGCGCUUAGCCUGUUCACAGCGUUAGUUGUCGCAUUGUUCGCCUUCCUGAAAUCACGCAAGUUAGCAACAUUCGAACUUAACCCGUACGGAAAAACUGGAAAUUUCCUAGCGGACUAUUUGGCCGGCCGUCAAAUCGAUCCGACCGUUCUGGGUGUCUUCAAUCUGAAGCUCAUCACCUACCAUGUAUCGAUGGUACUCGCACUGCUCUUCAACUGUAUCAUCCUGUACCGUAAUCUGCAUUUUGCCACUCUGCCCGAACAGUUGGUCGAUGCGCCACUGCAGGAAAAAUUACUCUAUUCGCUGCAGAACCUUUCCUGUGAAAAGGCUCCGGUAGCUGCCGCUGGUUUAGCCGUACUGUAUCUACUGGAUUGUCUUGCCUAUGAACACCAUUUGGCCGCUUCGUUCGAGCUGCAGUAUGAAGGCUUCGGUGCGCUGAUGCUGCUACGUUACGCGAUGUUCCCGUUCCUCGUGACCCUGUUGCCGAAGUACGUCGCUGCCCACAAACUUACCAGCGUUCCGUUGUGGGCUGUGGCAGUGUGCGUUGCUGUCGCUCUGGUCGGACUGUUCGUGAAACGAGCCUCAAUGCGGUUAAAGUAUCUCUACCGAUUGAAUCCACUGGGUGAAAAGGUUGCAUGCUUGGAAACGUAUCCCACCUUCCAGGGGCGAAGACUGCUAGUUGCGAAGUGGUGGCGCUUGGUGCGUCAGCCGAACUACGUCGGUGAUCUGUUGCAAAAUGUCGCACUGCUACCUCUGCUUUAUUGGCGCUUUGCCUGGCCACCGUUGCUAGCGGUCCUGUUCACGGUGGUUGUUCUAGUGCAUCGUGCCAAGCGAUUGCAUCGCCGCAACGCAAAAAUGUACGAUUCAUCGUGGCUGCGUUACUGUCACACCGUUCCGCAUUUGCUUGUUCCCCGCGUUUACUAAACAUCCAUUUCACCUUUGGGGUUUUUUAAUGCAAAUUCUAUCCCACCUGCAUCUGUCUCUCACUGUCUUGAGCCUGCUAAUAGUAAAGCGUUCUGAUCUGUGUUUAAUGUGUUUUAAUUUGUUUGGAUUGUAAAAAUGCAUUCUCUUUCCCCCCAUUUCCGUCCCAAUUCGUCUGGACGGUUUUGCAUCAGAGAAGAGUGUCGGUUUUAUGUUUAGAAUGUAGGUUUUUUUUUGUUUGUCAUCAUUAUAUGGUCCAAAAAAAUGUCUUUCCUGUAAUAAUUUAGGUAGGGGGCUUCUUUUCUGCAAUAAAAACAACUCAACCGAAUGUUAAUUUAAACACUCAGCAAAAUGUUAGGCAAUUUACGAUCGGUGCACCACGUACACAAAAUAAGUUUUAACAGCGGCUAGCAACAAAACACUAGAUAUAAGGCGUAGCAAAGAGGCAAAGCUCUGCAAUUUGUAGAAGGAAAAGUAAAGCUGAAAUAAGAAAUUCAACGGAUAGACUCGUAAGCCAUUAAUGAUAGAAGACGGGAAUGUGGGCGCUUAUCGUAACUCGAGAGGUAGCAAGACAUUGAAAAAAAAAAAACAAAGGAAACACUUCAACUAUCAUUCUGUAUAAAAUGAAGAAAAUAUAAUAAUAUGGCAAACAUUGUACAAACAUUGUACAAGCUCCAGA
Anopheles moucheti is the source of this 2883-nucleotide messenger RNA. It is a transcript of the gene LBR, whose product is annotated as lamin-B receptor. The coding region runs from base 144 to 2207 and encodes 687 amino acids. The transcript is spliced from 3 exons. The record is from RefSeq and is a predicted model, not a curated record. Gene Ontology annotation, molecular function: oxidoreductase activity, acting on the CH-CH group of donors, NAD or NADP as acceptor. Gene Ontology annotation, biological process: sterol biosynthetic process. NCBI's taxonomy places the organism in Eukaryota, Metazoa, Arthropoda, Insecta, Diptera, Culicidae. Gene Ontology annotation, cellular component: endoplasmic reticulum membrane; nuclear inner membrane.